This is a messenger RNA of Arxiozyma heterogenica, 1137 nucleotides long. RefSeq names its product small subunit rRNA maturation protein LCP5 (gene LCP5). Gene Ontology annotation, biological process: maturation of SSU-rRNA from tricistronic rRNA transcript (SSU-rRNA, 5.8S rRNA, LSU-rRNA). Gene Ontology annotation, cellular component: nucleolus; small-subunit processome. Lineage: Eukaryota; Fungi; Ascomycota; Saccharomycetes; Saccharomycetales; Saccharomycetaceae. The record is from RefSeq and is a predicted model, not a curated record. The coding region runs from base 1 to 1137 and encodes 378 amino acids. The transcript has a single exon.
AUGUCAAGUUUACAGGCUAUUUUAGAAUCCAUCAAUGGAUCACUAAAGACAACAUUAGAAUCAGUAUCAAAACUGGAGAACUUAUAUGGAGAAGGACAAGAGGAUAAAUCCAAUGGAUUUGAAUCCUUCUUUGACUCCAAGGACAAGGCUUCAUCAUCUUCAAAAGAAAGGGUAUCUUUACUAUCGUUGAAGAAUGGUGCCAUAUUAUCUUAUGUGCAGUCAUUGUUAAUGAUUGCCCAUGAUAAGAUGGAUCCAGAUUGUAGGGAUCCAACUGGUGAUAAGGGCCGUCAGUUAGCUAUUGAGAACCGUGUUGUGUUAGAACGUGGUGUGAAGCCUUUGGAAAAGAAAUUGUCUUAUCAGUUAGAUAAAUUAAUUAGAGCUUACAGAAGAAUGGAAAAGGAAUAUAUGGACGCAGAAAGACGUGCAACAGAGAAAUUAUCUAGAAUAGACCAUGAUGAUAGGUCUCAUAGUGACGAGGAAAACAACAGCGAUGAUAGCAAGAGUAGCAGUAGUGACAGUGAUAGUAGCGAUGAAGAAGAAGAGGAAAUGUCAUACCGUCCCAAUGUUAUUAAAAGCAAAUCAAUCCGUAAAGAUAAAGGUAGAGGACAUGAAAGUGGAGAAGAAGAAGAAAAUAAUGAGAAUAAUAAACAACCUAAAAAAGAUGGUAUCUAUAGACCACCAAAGAUUAGUGCCAUGUUACCACCAACAGCACACAUAUCCCAACAUUUUGAAGAUAAAUUUAAUGCUAAAGACCAUAAGGAUCAUAGUAAUAGAUCGCGUAUGCAAGCUAUUGAUGAAUAUUUAAGAGAUCAGUCGGAACAACCAGAUUGGGAAUCAUCUGUUGGUGCCAAUAUUGUAGAUCACGGACGUGGUGGGAUCAAGUCGUUAAGAGAUACAGAGAGAGAACGUCGUGUAACGGAGUAUGAAGAAGAAAAUUUCACACGUAUUAAUUAUCUAGGUAUGAACAAAGCAGAAAGAAAGAGGAUGAAGCAAAGAGAACAUGCAGCAAGAGCCAACAUUAUAGGUGGUGAAGACUUUGGUAUAUUUAACUCAAAGAGAAAGUUGGAGGACAGUACAUCAAGACGUGGGAAUAAAAGAUCUAAAACAGCUUGGGAAAGAGCUAAAAAAAGAUUGUAA